This is a messenger RNA of Penicillium nucicola, 492 nucleotides long. Its product is annotated as acylphosphatase. The transcript has 3 exons. Lineage: Eukaryota; Fungi; Ascomycota; Eurotiomycetes; Eurotiales; Aspergillaceae. Gene Ontology annotation, molecular function: acylphosphatase activity. The record is from RefSeq and is a predicted model, not a curated record. Bases 1 to 492 code for a protein of 163 amino acids.
AUGUCCACGCAACGACCAAAGCCAAGGGAUCUCCGCAUGCUGAUAUCUACUUCAGGUUGCCUUCAAAGUCCACGGCACCGUACAAGGCGAGUCCCUCUCCAUCCCAGCUACCCAACAGCUCUCCUGAUCCACCCAAACACUACUAACUCGAAUAACAGGCGUCGGCUUCCGGUAAGAAUCACUGCAACUCAUGCGAUGACAUCAUCUCCAGCAGAGGGACUGACCGUGGCCACAAACUACAGAGACUUCACCCAGAAAUGCGCCACCAGCUAUGAUCUCAAGGGCUGGGUCCGAAACACUACAUGCGGACGGGUCGAAGGCGAGGCACAGGGCAGCGAUGAAAUCAUGAAAAAGUUCUUCCAGCAGAUCGGCAAGGGGCCCCGUAUGGCUCAUGUUGUGAAGCUUGAGAAACGAGAUAUGAAAGUCACAGAUGGGGAGGAUCACUUUGCUGUGAUGCGGACUGGGGAGUCUAUGUUUGAAUCGGGGAACUAG